This is a messenger RNA of Solanum verrucosum, 1043 nucleotides long. RefSeq names its product protein BREVIS RADIX-like. Lineage: Eukaryota; Viridiplantae; Streptophyta; Magnoliopsida; Solanales; Solanaceae. The transcript is spliced from 6 exons. The record is from RefSeq and is a predicted model, not a curated record. Bases 60 to 995 code for a protein of 311 amino acids.
AAGAAGAAAACAGAAUAUACAGAGUAUAAACAGAGGAACAAAACAGAAGGGAAUUAAAAAUGUUGACAUGCAUUACAUGUAAGCAAAAAGUUGAAGAUGAUGGUGGAGAAGAAGAAGGUAUUCGUGGUUCUCCCAAUACUAAAGAUUCUAUCAAAAGCCUGACAGCGCAGAUUAAGGAUAUAGCAUUGAAGGUCACUGGUGCUUAUAGGUGCAAGUCAAGUAGUAUGCCCACCAGCAAUUACAAGAAAGGGCAUGGACCAUAUCCAUAUCCAGAGUUUGAUGCAAUCUCUGAGGGAGUUUUAUAUAAUUACCAAACAGGAAGUUCAAAUUCUACUCCAGCUUGGGAUUUUACAAGUACUGGUCAGUUCCAAACACCAACUAGGACUGAUUCUAGAUUAAGUGAUGUGAUGUUGGAAGAUGAAGAGGAGGCUAAAGAGUGGACAGCACAAGUGGAGCCUGGAAUUCAGAUUACUUUUGGUUCUCUCCCUCAUGGUGGAAAUGAUCUUAAAAGAAUCAGAUUUAGUCGGGAUGUGUUCAACAAAUGGCAAGCUCAAAGAUGGUGGGGUGAAAAUUAUGACAGAAUUAUGGAGCUUUACAAUGUUCAGAGAUUUAAUAAGCAUGCUCUUCACACACCCUCACAGUCUGAGGAUGGGAGAGAUUCAAAUUAUUCGUCAAGGCCUGGAUCUGCAAGGGAAUUCCAACAAUAUAAUGCUGGAUUAGGUGCUCAUGCCCCUAGUUUCCCAAAGGGUAGUGGGGCAUCAAGAACGACGACCUCCUCUAGAGAUGAGGCUUCAGUUUCUGUAAGUAAUGCUAGUGAUAUGGAGUCAGAAUGGAUAGAACAAGAUGAACCUGGAGUGUGUAUAACUAUCAGACAAUUAGCUGAUGGAACUAGAGAGCUACGUCGAGUCAGAUUCAGUCGCGAAAAAUUUGGAGAGGUGAACGCUAAGCAGUGGUGGGAGCAGAACUGGGAGAGAAUACAAGCACAAUACCUUUAGAAUCAUGUAUUCCAUAUUAAAUUAUCAGCAUUUUCCACGACUUAUAAG